AUGAGGAGAAUUCUAUGGUUUUUGUGGGCUCACAGUCCUCCCCCACCAAUAGAAACUACAAGAGAUAGAGUUGAGAAAGAGGAAGAAGAUGAGAGACAAAGUGUUGAGGAUAUCUAUAAUGCAUAUGAUCAAUUAUGUGAAGAAUUUCUCAAGCAAAAGAAGAGAGUGCUAUCAUUGAGUUCGAGUCUCAACACAAACGAAGAAAAGAAGAAAGCACUCCAUGUUGAAUUA
Messenger RNA from Ilex paraguariensis (yerba mate), 231 nucleotides. The record is from the annotation of a GenBank genome assembly. NCBI's taxonomy places the organism in Eukaryota, Viridiplantae, Streptophyta, Magnoliopsida, Aquifoliales, Aquifoliaceae.